GCCAGUCUUUCUGUCCUCCAACCAUGGCUGAAGCGGUUUAGGGGGGGGGGGCCUUACAUACAUAUUACAGAGGGGUGCCAUCAAAAGGAAACAUCCCAUCAAAAGGAAUAAAUCAUUGGUUUCUUCUUGAAGGGGGGGGGACUACUGGGGUUUCAGCAAUUAACUUGAGGGACAAACCUGUCUUCUCUGGAAUAAGUAAUCUCUCUCUUCUUCUCUUUUUUUUUUUAAAUACAUGUUUUUACCUGCACAUAUUUGGAUUAUAUUUUUGGAACGCUUUCAGCAAACAAGUGAAACGUUUUUGGAUUAUCCAUCCGAAGUCGACGGUGUCCUUCAUUGUAGAGGGGAUCUACCUGCUUAUCGCUUCCACCUGGAACAACUUAGAUGAGCUCAACCUGCUAAUAACUAAACAAACAAUACGUUCAAGGACUGGACUGACAACUGUAUUUCUGCUCCAUUAAAACCACCAGCCUCUGACCUGAGUGUCUCCUACAUGCAGCUGGCAACCUCUGGACUGACAGUCACAUUUUCGAGCAGAUUUAACUGAACUCACUCUCAUCUCUCCAGCCAUCUAUUAUCUUUGUUUGCUCUCUGGUCUUUGUGUUGGUCUGUGAACAGUUGUGAGCCAUGGUGCUGUUGGAGAUGAAGUUCACCCAGCAGCGGCGGGUGCAUCUGGCGCAGGGCCUGUGGCUGCUCUCCUGGCUGGCUGUGAUGUGUGGGACCUUCGUCUUCUGUCUGGGUGUUUACAUUAAGACAGAGCUGCUCCGCAGGGCCGAGGUGAUGGACAACACAGAGAUCCAUGUGGUGCCCAACAUCCUGAUGCUGGUGGGCCUGGCCUCCAUCGGCACCAACUGGGUUGCCACUCGUGUGUGUCAGGACUCGUUGGACCCAAGCCGCUUCCCCCGAUGGAAAGCUUUCCUGCUGGCUUGGUUUGUUGUAGCCACGCUGCUGUCUUUUCUGCUCUUCGCUGUGGUGGUGCUCAGCUAUGCCCUGCAGGGGCACCUGGAGGAGUCCCUGAAGGUCGGCCUGAGGAAUGGCAUUCGCUUCUACAAGGACACAGAUGUGCCGGGCCGCUGUUUUCAGAAAGAGACCAUUGAUCGUCUGCAGAUGGAGUUUCAGUGUUGUGGAAACAGCAAUUUCAGAGACUGGUUCGAGGUUCAGUGGGUGAGCAACAGAUAUCUGGAUUUCACCUCCAAGGAUGUCAAAGAUCGUAUCCGGAGUAACGUGGACGGACGUUACCUGUUGGACGGCGUUCCUUUCAGCUGCUGUAACCCGCGCUCCCCUCGCCCCUGCCUCCAGAACCAACUGACCGAUAACAGCGCCCACCACAGCUACGACUACCAAUCAGAGGAGCUCAACCUGCACAGCCGUGGCUGCAGGCAGGCCCUGAUUGACUACUACAUGGGCCUGAUGAACUCAACUGGUCCUGGAGUGCUGUCAGUCAUCUUGAUACAGAUGUCCGUAGUUCUGAGCCUGCGCUACCUGCAGACAGCUGUGGAAGGCGCCAUGGCUCUGGAAGAUCCAGCAGAGGACAGUCAGGGCUAUAUCCUGGAGAAGGGUCUAAAGGAAACCUUUGAGGACCUCAAAGCAAAGGCGCUCAUCUUGCUAAAGUUUGGCCAAGUUAACCCCAGCGCUACACAAGAGCCAUCUGAAGCUGAAGACCCAGAGAAAGCUGCUGAUAACACCAGUGAGAAGGCUGCUUCUACUACGGCUGACAGCUAGAGGGGAAGUUACUGAAACAUGAGCUGAGGAGGGAGGGUUAUACGAGAUGAGGAAUGGUCCUAGGUUUCUUGUUUGGGAGCGGGUAAAACACCUGUUUGGUUUUGACAUGUUAGGCUUGAUUUACUCUCCAGCAGUGACCCCCCUCACACAAGGCCAAAACAAGGCAUGAAAUCCUAACAGGCUCUGCACAGACACCAAAACAAACAUCUCCUUGGUGCUGGGCCUCAUGAGUAAUACUUUUUGUUGUAACUAGAAGAGUGAAAAGAUUUAGUGUUCACAAAAAAAUACAUAUUUUUUAACAGAUUAUGCCAGUUGGUUCAAGUUUUGCGAAUUUGAAAUCACUUGAUUGUAAAGUUUAUCCCAUUUGCACUGUAUUAUUCAUCUAACAGCUGUUGUACUAAACUGGAAUGGAAAUGCUUAGGAGUGUGUUAAAAUGGCACCGCAUAUGAAUUAUAUAUUAAAGGUAGACGUUUUUAACUGCUUUUUAGUGUUGGCUUUCUUUUGUACAUAAUGCAGGAACACAUUCUGGUUUAUCUGAGUUGAGCAAGGAGUGUUGGAUUAAAAGUGUGUGUGUGUGUGUGUGUGUGUGUGUGUGUGUGUGUGUGUGUGUGUGUGUGUGUGUGAGAGAGAGUGUGGUGCCCUAUAUGAAGCUGUCAUCUUGUCUAUUGCGCAGCUCUGAAACAAUCUGAUAAUCCUGGUGUAGUUAAUCCCAGAAACUGCUGCACAAGCAUCACUGACAGUGAACAGGAACACACUCUGCCAUACAAGGACAGAGGCAGCUGCACACUUACACAACAUGUUGUUAGUUAUAUUAUAAAGUAAAACAGUGUUAAAAUGCUUUUUAUUCACAAGGCUGUAUCACAAUAAUCUGUCCUUUAGGAACCAAUCUAUACUGUGUGCUCAUUGUUCUUAAAUAAA
Labrus mixtus (cuckoo wrasse) is the source of this 2637-nucleotide messenger RNA. It is a transcript of the gene rom1b, whose product is annotated as retinal outer segment membrane protein 1b. Bases 625 to 1719 code for a protein of 364 amino acids. NCBI's taxonomy places the organism in Eukaryota, Metazoa, Chordata, Actinopteri, Labriformes, Labridae. Gene Ontology annotation, cellular component: membrane. The record is from RefSeq and is a predicted model, not a curated record. Gene Ontology annotation, biological process: visual perception. The transcript is spliced from 5 exons.